This is a messenger RNA of Pungitius pungitius (ninespine stickleback), 984 nucleotides long. RefSeq names its product P2Y purinoceptor 13-like. Gene Ontology annotation, molecular function: G protein-coupled purinergic nucleotide receptor activity. The transcript has 2 exons. Bases 1 to 984 code for a protein of 327 amino acids. Gene Ontology annotation, biological process: negative regulation of adenylate cyclase activity; G protein-coupled receptor signaling pathway. The record is from RefSeq and is a predicted model, not a curated record. Lineage: Eukaryota; Metazoa; Chordata; Actinopteri; Perciformes; Gasterosteidae. Gene Ontology annotation, cellular component: membrane.
AUGGAUGACGGAUGUAUGGAUCCUCUGGUUGACAGUAACCAGCAGGGUGCAGGGACGCCAGCCAAUCAAACGUCUCCCAAAGACUUGGACAUUGACAGGGUUGUUUUACCUGCUCUCUACUUUUUAAUGCUCCCCGUGGCUUUCCUUCUGAACGGGGUUUCCGGCUGGGUUUCCCUGCACAUCAAAGCCUCUUCCAACUUUGUGGUGUACCUAAAAAAUCUAGUGGCCGCUGACGUUAUAAUGACCAUUAUCAUCCCGUUCAUGGCUGUGAAAUACUUGCCAGGUGCAUCCAACAGAAUAUACAUACUGUCAUGUUAUCUCAGUCCCAUUUUCUACAGUAUACGGUACACAUGCAUUGCUCUGCUGGGCUUAAUCAGUCUGGACCGCUUCUUCAAGAUCGUGAAGCCCCAGAGCAAGUUGUUUGGUCAGAAUCUGACUUUGAGCAAACUGAUAUCCGGCUUGGUCUGGGUGAUAAUGCUCGUAGGCUUCGCUUUACCAAAUAUGAUUUUGAGUAACAACUCACUAGGCAAUAUAACAGAGAUCAAUACCUGUAUGUUGCUGAAAGGAUCAGCUGGACGUACAGUCCAUGAGAACAUUGUGAUUUGCAUGAAUUUUUUCUUUUGGUUGGUCAGCCUGGUCAUUGUGGUCUGCUACGUUUGCAUUGCAAACAAGGUCAUCCAGUCUUUUCGGAAAUCUGGCAGCAACAACAACCAGGGAAAGCAGAAGAUCAAGCUACGCGUUUUCCUAGUUGUCAUGGUGUUUUUUGGGUCUUUCGGACCCUACCACAUUGUAAGGAUCCCAUACACGUUUCAACAAGUCAACUCUUUUUCCUAUUCUAGCUGCUCUUUUUUAAGCAGCAAGUUAGCAAAGGACCUCAGCCACUGGCUCGCCAGCUCAAACAUCUGCUUGGACCCGCUUCUCUACGUCUUUCUGUGUCGGGAGUUCAAGGAGAAACUCAACGACAUGUUCAAGAAGAUUUUGUAG